UUGCCCUCUCAAAACUCACAAAACAAGAACCCUUCACGUUCUUUAACAAUCUUGCAGAUUUAAGCUCUUAAAAAUCUCUCUUCUCAAAAACAAAUCUAGAGUUUGUUGAUUUUGUUAUUGGUUUUGCCUUUUUGUCCUAUAAAAAACCAAUCUUGAUUUGUUUCUUGAACAGUUUAGUUUGGAGUUUGAGAAAGAGGGAGUUUUUGAAGGAGAUUAGUUUUUCAAGAUUUCAUAUAAUUUAUUGACAAGACUGAAUGAUCCAUGGAGUCUAAAGGUGGCAAGAAGUCUAGUAGUAGUAGUAGUAGUAAAUCCUUAUUGUACGAAGCACCUCUCGGCUACAGCAUUGAAGACAUCAGACCUGCCGGUGGAAUCAAGAAGUUCCGAUCUGCUGCUUACUCCAACUGCGUUCGGAAGCCAUCCUGAGAUUUUCCAAGUGUUGACAUAGCCCCUUUUUAGCUCUUUCAUACUGUCUGUUGUCUUUAGUCUUUUUUUCUUUUCUGCUUUCCUCGUUCUCUCGCACUCUUUUCUGCACUUGUCAUCUGUUUACUGUGAGGUGAGAUGGCACAGCCGGUCUCUGCAAUCGGAUUUGAAGGUUACGAAAAAAGGCUUGAAAUUUGCUUUUUAGAGCCUGGCUUCUUUUCUGACCCUGAAGGAAAGGGCCUCAGGUCUCUGUCCAAGGCUCAAUUGGACGAGAUUCUCAAACCAGCUGAAUGCACUAUAGUUGAUUCGCUUUCAAAUGACGAGGUUGAUUCGUAUGUUCUGUCGGAAUCCAGUCUCUUUGUAUACCCUUACAAAGUUAUCAUCAAAACUUGUGGGACUACUAAACUGCUCCUUUCGAUCCCAGUGAUCCUUGAGCUCGCUGAUGCCCUUUCACUCACUGUAUGUUCUGUGAGGUACACUCGUGGGAGCUUCAUAUGUCCCGGGGCUCAGCCAUUUCCGCAUCGUAACUUCUGUGAGGAGGUAACUGUCCUCGAUGGCCAUUUCAGUAAAUUUGGUUUAGAGAGUGUGGCAUAUGUGAUGGGAAGUCCCAACUCAACUCAGAAAUGGCAUGUUUACUCUGCUGCUGCUGGUAUGAAGAGCCAUUCUGGCCCUGUUUACACGCUGGAAAUGUGCAUGACUGGUUUGGACAGGAAGCGAGCAUCUGUUUUCUACAAAACACACGCCAGUUCAGCUACUGUGAUGACUGAGGAUUCUGGAAUAAGGAAGAUCCUUCCGCAAUCUGAGAUCUGCGAUUUUGAUUUUGACCCUUGUGGUUACUCUAUGAAUGCCAUUGAAGGGAGUGCAAUUUCCACAAUCCAUGUCACCCCAGAAGAUGGUUUCAGCUAUGCAAGUUUUGAGGCUGUGGGUUAUGAUUUUCAAGAUUUAAAUUUGAGGCAGCUGCUUUAUAGGGUUUUGGUUUGCUUUGAACCGACCGAGUUCUCCAUUGCAUUGCAUUCUAAUGUUGAGUGUGACGAACUUGGAGCGAUGUUUUCCCUGGAUGUGAAAGGUUACUCUUGUGGAGGGGGGAACUAUGAAAUGCUCGGGAAGGGUGGAUCGAUUGUCUACCACAGCUUUGCAGCGACUGGAGGCUGCUCAUCUCCCAGGUCAAUCCUGAAAUGUUGUUGGAGUGAGGAUGAGAAGGACGAGGAAGCUGAAGAGAAGUAGUUCUUUUCAGCAAUGUUUUUUUUUUUCUUUGUUUACUUGAUGUCAUGGGGUUAUGAUUCUGAGUUUUAGAGGCAUUUGUCCAUGCCUUGAGUCUUUCAUUACAAUUUAUUUCAUGUCUUGCUCAAUAACGGGUUCUGGUUGUCAGGCCUUGAAGUUGAAAACAAGUGUUCUAUAAUUUCAAGUGUAUGCUAUAUUUGUGUUGGUGCUA
This is a messenger RNA of Populus trichocarpa (black cottonwood), 1852 nucleotides long. RefSeq names its product S-adenosylmethionine decarboxylase proenzyme. Bases 559 to 1644 code for a protein of 361 amino acids. Lineage: Eukaryota; Viridiplantae; Streptophyta; Magnoliopsida; Malpighiales; Salicaceae. The record is from RefSeq and is a predicted model, not a curated record. Gene Ontology annotation, molecular function: adenosylmethionine decarboxylase activity. The transcript has 4 exons. Gene Ontology annotation, cellular component: cytosol. Gene Ontology annotation, biological process: spermidine biosynthetic process; spermine biosynthetic process.